Messenger RNA from Cetraspora pellucida, 1737 nucleotides. The record is from the annotation of a GenBank genome assembly. Lineage: Eukaryota; Fungi; Glomeromycota; Glomeromycetes; Diversisporales; Gigasporaceae.
AUGUUUACACUUAAUGUUACAAAUUUGUUCAAAUUAUCUGGUCCUAGACUUGAUCAAUCAAAAUUUUCGCGAUGUAUAUCUUCCAAUAGAUCACUUCGAAAUAUAAUAAUAAAUGAUCCUGCACCAAUUAUAUAUGCCAAUAAAAAGUCAAUAUUUAUAACAACACCAAUGUUUACACUUCACUCCGAUACGAUUAUUGGUUCUUUAUAUACAGCAAUUGUAGCAGAUGUUCUUAAAAGAUAUUAUGAAUUGAAAGGCCUAGAAGUAAAAUUAAGUGUAGGGACUUCUGAAUAUGGAGCAUUAAAGGUUCGAAAUAUCUUAAAAAAACCGGAUUUGGAUUUACAAGAGCAAUAUGCUGCAAUGAUCUCUUACACGGACUUCAUUCGUACAACCGACAAAAGGCAUGAAAAUGCCGUGGAACACGUUUGGAAUCGGUUGAUGGAAAAUGGUCUUAUUUAUAAAGAUAAAGUUGAAGGCUGGUAUUCAAAAAAUGAUCGAAUGUUUUAUAGUGAAGCAGAUCUCAAAGAAAAUAUACAUCCACACAGCGGAAAAAAAUUGAAAGUUACACUUUAUACUAAACGGCCUGUCGAAUGGUAUGUUGAGGAACGAUAUAAAUUCAGAUUAUCAAAACUUCUACCAAAUCUCAUGGAAUGGUUGGAAGAUUACGAAAAAUUCAUUAUUGCACCUAAUAGUUUGCAAGGACUUAGAAAUAAAAUCAGACAAGGUUUAAUUGAGGAUGUGCCAAUCUCAAGGCCUCGUGGUCCAACAGAUUGGAAACCAAAUCUUCCUGGAGAGACAGAACAAAUCAUUGAUCCACUUUUUGAUGCUUACAUCAAUUACUUAACAGUAACUGGAUAUCCUUGGUCUGAAGGCAAUUCUAAUAAAUUUUGGCCUGUAGACAUUCAAAUAUGCCCCAAGUAUAUUCUUAGGAGUCAUGUAAUAUAUGGGCCUGCACUUCUAAUGGGUAUAGAUUUAUUACCUCCGAAAAAAUUAUUUGCCCAUUCGUUCCGACAAUCGCGGAGUGAUGCAGAUCCUUUUCGAGUAAUUAAUCAUUAUGGUGCCGAUGUUUUCCGAUAUGUCUAUUUAGCGCAUGGUGAUUACUCUAACUCAAACGAGUUUUCAGAUCAAAAUAUCAAUAGUCGAUAUGCCACAGAUUUAGCGAAUCAACUUGGUCAACUAAUUCAUAAAUGUUUGUCUCCUAAAUUAUUCCCAAAUGGACCAUGGAUUCCAACAUCUCCAUCAAAAGAAAAUGGAAUACCUGAUACUGACAGAAUUAUACAGCAAGCAUUAGAAAAUUUACCAGAUACUGUGGAUAAGCAUUACGAAAAAUUGGAACUUUCCAAAGCUCUAAAACAAAUACUCGCCAUUAUUACCUUGGCCAAUGAGUAUUUCGAUAAAGUAUCACCAAUCGAAUUCCUCACAACAAAAGAUUACAUCUCGAUGAAUCGCGCGUUAUAUUAUUCAUUUGAAACAUUACGAAUGACUGGGAUAUUAUUGCAGCCAAUAAUGCCAAAGAGAUCCUGGAAAUUGUUAAACAUACUAGGUGUAAAACACGAUGAACAUAAAUGGGAAGAUGCCAAAUUUGGAAAGGGUUGGCCGAUGCUAGAUAAUAAAAGACGUAAAUGGGCACCUUAUUUAUAUUAUAAUUUAUACCCUUAUCUCCCAAAUAUGGCUGAUGAUGUUGCUAAUGAGGAAAAUAGGAAAAAGGUGGUGCACGGCGAGAAUGUGAAAGGAUAA